This is a messenger RNA of Momordica charantia (bitter melon), 1284 nucleotides long. RefSeq lists its product as uncharacterized. Lineage: Eukaryota; Viridiplantae; Streptophyta; Magnoliopsida; Cucurbitales; Cucurbitaceae. The record is from RefSeq and is a predicted model, not a curated record. Gene Ontology annotation, molecular function: RNA binding.
AUUGGAAUCUCUUUGAAGUUUGAAGUUCCACCAUGUUCCAUGAGAGCCCUAGGCGAGGGUGAGCCCUGAAUCCGCCGCUCCGCUCUCAGCUCUCCAACUUUCAGUCUCAGCUGAAUCCAUUAAUUUGCAUUUGCAGAGACAGAAAUGUCGCACUUCGGGAGAUCGGGUCCUCCCGAUAUCAGAGAUACCUACUCCCUCCUCGUCCUCAACAUCACUUUCCGAACCACCGCCGAUGAUCUUUACCCCCUUUUCGACAAGUAUGGAAAGGUCGUUGACGUCUUCAUCCCCAGAGACCGAAGGACUGGGGAUUCCCGAGGAUUUGCGUUUGUUCGGUACAAGUAUGCGGAUGAAGCACAGAAGGCGAUUGACAAGCUUGACGGGCGAAUGUUGGAUGGCAGAGAAAUUAUGGUUCAGUUCGCCAAGUAUGGACCCAAUGCAGAGAAAAUUCGCAAGGGGAGGGUGAUGGAAUCAUCGUCAAAGCCAAGGGGCAGGUCAAGGAGCCGCAGUCCACGUUCAAGGCACCGUGAUGACUAUAGGGAUAGAGAUCAUAGGAGGAGAAGUCGCAGUAGAAGCAGGGACAGAUAUGAUCGCGAUAGACCCCACAGAGAGAGAGAACGCCAUCGAAGUAGGAGUCGCAGUGCUAGUCCUGAUCGCAACAAAGAUCGCAGGAGGGGAAGAGAUGAUGAUGAACGACGUAGUAUAAGCAACUCUGAUAGAAGCAUGUCACCCACCCGGCGUUCCCCCAAUACACGGAGAAGCAUAUCUCCGCGUAGGUCUCCAUCUAGGAGUAGAAGCGAUGAUGGACUUUCACCAAAGCGAGAGAAUGGCUCACCACUUUCACCGAAACUGGUUGAUUCUCGAAGUCCUUCUCCUGCUAAAUCUGAUGCUGAUGAAUGAUCCAUAUGAUGUGCCAUAGAGAUAAUUUAUGAGAGCAAAGGGCAAGGCAUUGGAUUUUAGAAAUUAUCUAUGCAUUUAAUGAUGGAACAAGUAUUGCAUCCAAUGGCUUGGAUGCCAAGAUAUUUUGCACCAUUGUAGUAUCUGCUUUUAUACUCCCAGGACUGGUUGGAUGUCAAGAUGAUUCACAUGUAGGAUCCUAUUCCUAAUUAGUUCAUGAGUUAUUUCCCCCYUUUUUUUUUUUGAGAUUUAAUUGUAGCACCUGUACUAUUUACUUGCAAAAUAUGAGUCUUCCCAGUGUUUGGUUUUUAGCUCCUUAGAUGUAUAAUGAAUUUGAUUGUUCUGCUUUGAGUUUGUAUCUUGUCUUAUUGGAUUCCCCUAUUCAUCACA